UUGGGUACGCCAUAGGGACGGUUCUCAGCUUGGAGCGUGAAAAUUGUAGAAUGAUCGGAACCUUCACUGCUGCAACUGCAGAUAAUCGGUCGGAGUUUGUUAUACGCUAGGGUUUCUCUGAGUUCUCCCUUAUCUCAUGGAGGAUUUCGCCUUCCACGAUGGUAACGUCUGCGGUUUGCUCGAGAGCAGGCACAUCAACUUUCGUCAAAACCCCAACUAUAGUUUGCAGAUGCACUCAUCACUCAUCCAAAGACUCUCCCAGGAAAAGGAACUGGAGGGGCACCAGGGGUGUGUUAAUGCUGUCGCCUGGAAUUCUAGUGGUUCUCUUCUAAUAUCUGGAUCAGAUGAUACUCGGAUAAACAUCUGGAACUAUUCUGGUCAAAAGCUAUUGCACUCUGUAGAGACUGGGCAUUCUGCAAACAUAUUUUGUACAAAAUUUGUUCCUGAAACUUCUGAUGAGCUUGUGGUCUCGGGAGCUGGGGAUGCAGAGGUGCGAUUAUUUAAUUUAUCUCGCUUAAGAGGUAGAGGACAUGACGAUAAUGCCAUAGCGUCAUCAGCUCUGUAUCAGUGUCACACCAGAAGAGUAAAAAAAUUAGCUGUUGAAAUAGGGAAUCCAAAUGUAGUAUGGAGUGCUAGUGAGGAUGGUACUCUUAGACAGCAUGAUUUUCGAGAGGGCAUGUCUUGUCCUCCUGAUGGAGCCUCUCACCAAGAAUGUCAUAAUGUUCUUCUUGAUUUGCGGUGUGGAGCAAAGAGGUCUCUGGCUGAUCCUCCCAGACAAACCCUAGCUUUAAAAUCUUGUGACAUUAGUACCACUAGGCCUCAUUUACUUCUAGUUGGUGGAAGUGAUGCAUUUGCACGGUUAUAUGAUAGAAGGAUGCUGCCACCCUUGUCUUCCAGCCAGAAAAGGAUGACACCACCUCCUUGUGUUAACUACUUCUGUCCAAUGCAUCUCUCGGAUCGGGUUCGCUCGGGUUUGCAUCUGACUCAUGUUACUUUUAGUCCGAAUGGAGAAGAGAUCUUGCUUAGCUACAGUGGAGAACAUGUAUAUUUGAUGAACGUAAAUCAUGCUGGGCAAAGUACGAUGCAAUAUACAUCAGGAGAUGUAUCUAAGUUAAUGAGCUUCACUCCCAUACUCAAUGGAUUGGAAUUGCAGUAUCCUAUUUCCAAUUUAUCCAAUAGUCUGCCUGUAAGUUGUGGUCUUAAUGCAAAGCUUGAUAAAUGCAGAAAAUUAUUGCAAAUUGCUGAAAAAUGCACGGAGGUUGGGAACUACUUUGGUGGAAUUGAGGCAUGCAAUGAAAUUUUGGAUGGAUAUGGUCGUAAUAUUGGAGUUAUUUUCAAGCAUGAUUCAUUAUGCACACGUGCUGGUUUAUUACUCAAGCGGAAGUGGAAAAAUGAUGUUCAUAUGGCAAUAAGAGAUUGUUACAGUGCUAGGAAAAUUGAUCAGUCCUCUUUCAGAGCACAUUACUACAUGUCUGAAGCUUUAUCACAGCUGGGUAGACAUAAGGAAGCCCUAGAUUUUGCGUUUGCUGCUCAGUAUUUAGCCCCAUCUAAUCCUGAAGUGGCGGAGAAGGUGGAAAGUGUAAAGAGGGACCUUGCUGCAGCUGAAUCAGAAAAAUCAAAUAAAAGCAAUGAUGGAGCUCUAAGAUCAGCACCGUUAGGUGGAGUAUUAUCAUUAAGUGACUUUCUUUACCGCUCAGAUGCAAAUAGUGAUGUCUCACAAGAUGGGCUGAGAUCGGAAAGAGAAGAUUCUGACUAUGACGAAGAGGUGGAGCUGGACUUUGAAACUUUAUCAGGUGAUGAAGCCCAUGAUGUUGAUUCCAAUGUUCUACAAGGAAGUUUAAAUCUUAGAAUACAUAGACGAAUUGAUCCUGCGAGAGAAAGGGUUGGCGCAAAUGGCACCUGUGGGUCUCCUUCAUCAUCACAAAAUGAUGGAAUACUUUAUCAGCCUGAACCCGUCAUUGAUAUGAAGCAAAGAUAUGUUGGUCAUUGUAAUAUCGGAACUGAUAUUAAACAAGCUAGUUUUCUCGGGCAAAGAGGUGAAUAUGUUGCCAGUGGAAGUGAUGAUGGGAGAUGGUUUAUUUGGGAAAAAGGAACCGGUAGACUGAUUAAAAUUCUCGUUGGAGAUGGAGCUGUUGUGAACUGCGUGCAAAGUCAUCCAUUUGACUGUGCCAUUGCUACUAGUGGGAUCGACAAUACCAUAAAGCUAUGGACUCCAACUGCUCCCAUCCCUUCAGUUGUUGCUGGUGGAGCGGUCGGACCGCAGGCUGCCGAUGUGUUGGCUGCAAUAGAGAACAAUCAGCGCAGACUGUGCCGUAAUAGAGAAGCCAUACUGCCUUUUGAAAUUUUAGAACGGUUUAGGAUGCAUGAUUUCUCAGAAGGGAGCCUUCAUCCAUUUGAAUGUGCUCAGAGUUGAAGUUCUAGUAUUAUUAGUUUAUAUGGGAUUCACGCAGAAAUUGGACUAGUAUAAUUGGUUUAGUAGCGGUUACCGCACUGAACAUAUCGUUCAACAAACUCCUAUGGGAUCGAGUCAGGUCAUGAGAAACCUUGUUCAAGUUCUCAUUAUAGAACAUUUACCAACCAAGCUACUAUUUUCAAGGGUGUUGGAUUUUAUUUAAUUUUUCUCCUCUUUUUUGCGUUUGUAAAUUAUUGUAAAUGUUUAUUUUCUGCAGUUUUCUACUUUUAUAACUUGCCGUUCCUUCCAUUACAAUUUCGUCGCUUUCGUUUUUUCUUUUUUCUAUAUAUGUGGUAAUGUUUAACGUUAUGAUGUACAGAAUAAGAUGAAGGCCGGCUUAAUCGAGUUUUGAGUACAUGUAUAUGGCAUGUGCCUUCGUUCCAUUUU
Molecule: messenger RNA, 2839 nt
Organism: Cucurbita moschata (crookneck pumpkin)
Lineage: Eukaryota; Viridiplantae; Streptophyta; Magnoliopsida; Cucurbitales; Cucurbitaceae
Product: WD and tetratricopeptide repeats protein 1-like
Exons: 20
Coding region: 137-2413 (758 amino acids)
Biological process (GO): negative regulation of fatty acid biosynthetic process
Cellular component (GO): Cul4-RING E3 ubiquitin ligase complex; cytoplasm
Molecular function (GO): protein binding
Source: RefSeq, a predicted model, not a curated record